Molecule: messenger RNA, 564 nt
Organism: Camellia sinensis
Lineage: Eukaryota; Viridiplantae; Streptophyta; Magnoliopsida; Ericales; Theaceae
Source: RefSeq, a predicted model, not a curated record
AUGUCUGAUGCUGAGGCAACAAUGACAAAGAAGACUAUGAAAAUUCGAUGCAAAUUGAAGUUGCCAGACAAGCCUUUUGUUUUGAAAAGGCGGCACAGUGAUGGUGAUUAUGGUGAUGAUGAAGAAAAGGUUAGGAGAAAGAAGAAGAGGAUGAUUGUAAAGGCACCUGCAAUUCCGCCAGAAUUGCCUGCUAAAUUCAAGAACCACAUCGAAAGUUUGAAUGGUAUUGAAUUGAACUUUGUGUUUGAAAAGUCACUAUACAGCACAGACCUUAACCAUAAUCAGGGGCGUCUAUCUCUGCCAUUGAGUCAAAUUGAUAAUGGAUUCCUCACGAGAAAAGAGAAGGACUUGCUCGAAACAAGAACUGGAAAUCAUAAGACAUCCAUUGAAGCCAAAUUAAUUGAUCCGCCAAGAAAGGAAUCUGAUAUAUUUCUUAAGAAGUGGGACAUGCCUAAGAAAAUUGGCAAAGUGAAUUCAACUUAUAAUCUAAUGACAAGCUGGAAUGAUGUUGUGGAGAGCAACAAGCAGUGCGAAGGAAUGAUUGUACAACUUUGGUCAUUUUAG